This is a messenger RNA of Ornithodoros turicata, 813 nucleotides long. RefSeq lists its product as uncharacterized. NCBI's taxonomy places the organism in Eukaryota, Metazoa, Arthropoda, Arachnida, Ixodida, Argasidae. The coding region runs from base 82 to 624 and encodes 180 amino acids. The transcript has 4 exons. The record is from RefSeq and is a predicted model, not a curated record.
UGAAUCAAGGGAAGAAGCGGAGGAAGAAGUUCUGGGAGCAGCUGCAGAGCAGCAGGUCAAAAUUGCUAUGUUGGAAUAGCUAUGAGGGGUAUUUCGAAAUUAUUGUUGUUCUUCCUUGCUGAGUUGCUCCUGGUAAGCGCUGAAGGGAAGCCAAUUCGCUACAAGUGCCAGUACCUGAGAAGCCACAACCGCACUGGUCUGGUUUGCACUCCCAUCUUUGACGCAACUUCAGAAAUAACUGGACCUAGGCCACGGUCGUUUACAGCCCCAGAAACAUUCAAUGGCAACACCAUCAGGCACAGAGAGUCUGCAUGCGCAAAUUUGCUCCGACUUGCUGAAAAGAUGAAAUCAUUUGAGGGAGGCGCCUGGAAAUACUGCGACCCGGCCACAUGUCUACGUGAAAGUCCGCACUGCAGCAAUAAUGUGGUGAGCGACAAGUGCCGUCUUUGCUUUGGACGUUGCUGGCUCAUGUAUGGAUUCCCCGACGUCCCCGAAAAAGCUCAAGAAUCAAUGCCCAGAAAAAGCUUCCCUUGCGACCCCAGCUUGUGUGGCAUACACGUUUUCUGUGGCGGCUACAAGUUCGUUGACGGUGAUGAUCAAGAACCUCCGAAGCUUGUAGUCUAGAAAGCAAAAUUACCCUUCUGCAGUCGAAGAUCUGCACGGAACAUAAGAGGUCUCAAAAAGUUGGCUUGUAGUCCUUGUCGUGGUUUUAUUGAUAUUUGCUGCCACAUCCACCCGAAUUGCUAAUAGCGUUCAUAACAAGUUCAGUGCUUUACAAAUGACCAGUUAAUACAGAAAAUGCAAUGGAAUGGA